Tribolium castaneum (red flour beetle) is the source of this 3625-nucleotide messenger RNA. RefSeq names its product Protein tyrosine phosphatase Meg (gene Ptpmeg). Gene Ontology annotation, molecular function: protein tyrosine phosphatase activity; protein binding. The record is from RefSeq and is a predicted model, not a curated record. The transcript has 11 exons. Gene Ontology annotation, cellular component: cytoskeleton. NCBI's taxonomy places the organism in Eukaryota, Metazoa, Arthropoda, Insecta, Coleoptera, Tenebrionidae. Bases 341 to 3022 code for a protein of 893 amino acids. Gene Ontology annotation, biological process: protein dephosphorylation.
CAAGCUUUCGGUUCCCGGCUCUCCAAUCUGGGCAAAAACCAGCCAUUGACGUAUCAAUAAUCAAAUAAUGAAUGAAAUACUAAAAUUGUGAUAAAACCACUUUGUGAUAACACUAACGUGAAUGUGAUGCAUCGAAUUCGUGCCAAACCCUUUGAAAUUGCGUGAGCCCUUUGCGACAGCUGAUCGAAAUCGCAGCUAACCAUGAUGAUAUGACUUGAGUGUCAAACCGAAAAAAGCGCUUCACUGUCUUAUUUCCUUUAAUUUGGUCGUUAUCACUUAUCAGUGGGCUAGUUCUAUGUUUGUGUCGGGUCCGUAAUGCCCCAAAGCGCAGUUCCUAGCCAUGGACAUAGUCGAGAGCGUGUCAAAACGGACGUUUAGUGGCUCGAGUGGUACUUAUAAUGUCCAAGCUUUAGAACUGGCAGCAGCACGGGAACGGAGCAAACUGAAGGGCUUUAACAUCACGGUGCGUUUUCUCGACGACACUGAGCAUGAGUUCCAUGUGGGCAAAAGGUGCAAAGGCAGCGUUAUCAUGGACCAAGUGUACCAGCACUUGGAGCUCGUUGAGAAGGACUACUUCGGGCUCCAGUACUCGGAAAAUGGGAGUGCUCCCAAUGUCAAUAAACCGGAACUCAUGCGUUGGUUAGAUCCGUCCAAACCCAUCAAAAAGCAGCUGAACAACUGCCAAUACCCUUUGUAUUUUAGAGUUAAGUUUUAUGUGUCUGAUCCAAGUAAGCUGCAAGAGGAGUACACGCGAUACCAGUUUUGUCUACAAAUCCGCCGAGAUAUUCUAGAAGGGAGGCUGGUUUUAGCCCCCAGCACUGCCAUUCUUUUAGCUAGUUAUACAGUUCAAGCCGAGUUAGGGGAUUAUCAACCCGAGGAACAUGGGCCCAAUUAUUUAUCCAGCAUACAACUCAUACCAGGACAAUGCGAGGAAAUGGAGAAGAAAAUUGCAGAAUUACAUAAAUUACACAAAGGACAAUCUCCAGCUCAAGCUGAAUUUAAUUUUCUCGAUCAUGCAAAACGCAUCGAAAUGUACGGUGUAGAGCUCCAUAAAACUCGAGAUAACACCAACCGGGAAAUUCAGUUAGGUGUGACCCAUAUGGGUCUGGUCGUCUUUCAAAACAACAUAAAAAUCAACACAUUUUCAUGGUCGAAAAUAAUGAAAAUUUCAUUCAAACGUAAACAGUUUUUCAUCCAGUUGAUCCGCGAACUGUCCGAAGAUUACGAUACUUUGCUCGGAUUCAACAUGGAAUCGUAUCGUUCGUCAAAAACACUCUGGAAAGCUUGUGUUGAACAUCACACUUUCUUUCGAUUGGAUUCACCAAAAGUUAAACGAAAAUUCCCUUUUUCGUUGGGCUCGAAAUUUACUUAUUCUGGUCGGACUGAAUUUCAAACAGUUGCCGAUGUCAAACGAAGAGGAAAACUCGAACGGAAAUUUGUUCGAUCGCCGAGUAAACAAUUGGUUCGUCCAGUGCCACCAAUUGAAGAAAAGGGCAAAGGGAUACUAGCCCCAGGUCGCCCUCCGAGACCUUACGAUAACAAAGUCACUUCUUUGGGGGCCAAAGAACCGAGGAAAGCAUGGGCUGAUGAUUCACAGUUGUCUGAUGAUUUUGUGUUGCCUUAUAGCGAUGGUGGUUUUCUGGAACGUACUCUAGAAGGUCCAUUUUCCCCCGGUGGCCGUGUUUUAAGUUACGUUGAUGAGGAAAUUCCAUCGCCUACUUCAAACGGUUUGUAUGAUACACCUCCAUACAGCGCUAGCCAUUCGCCAACGUCACAAAUCACCGAUGAAACUCUAGUAACUAUUACUUUACAUCCCGAGGAGGGAAAAUACGGUUUUAACGUUAAGGGUGGUACAAGUCGUGAUGUCCCGAUUUUGGUGUCUAGAGUAGCACCAAAUACACCAGCUGAUAAAUGCACACCUCGUUUAUCUGAAGGUGAUCAAGUGAUUCAGAUAAAUGGGGUCGACGUUUCGCAUGCUUUACAUGAAGAUGUUGUUAUGUUAAUACACAGGGCGAGGGGUACAAGUGAUGGAAAAUUGGUAUUGGUGGUUAAACCCAACGUUUUGUAUGCCGGUAUGGAAGAAUUCGAAGAACCCCCAUACCAAUACGUCCCUGUAGGUGAAUUACAACGCCCCCCAUCUCCGGAAAAUGCCCUUGAGCAAAGCAUGCUCCUAUUGGCUGAUGGUUUAGCGAGUGGCGCCCUCAUCGCCCGCUAUGAAAUGUUAUAUCGCAAACAUCCCGAAUUAACAUGCGAUGUUUCACUUGAAUCGAAAAAUAUCAACAAGAAUCGUUACAGGGAUAUUUCGCCUUAUGACUCGACUCGUGUGAUACUAAAAAAUGCACCCAGUGGUGAUUACAUCAACGCCAACUACGUCAAUAUGAAAAUAAACGGUACUGAUAUAAUUAAUAAGUAUAUAGCGACUCAAGGCCCACUACAAUCAACCUGUGAGGACUUUUGGCAAAUGAUUUUGGAAGAGAAAUGUAAUUUAAUUGUGAUGUUAACGACACUAAUUGAACGCGGACGUGCCAAGUGUCAUAAAUAUUGGCCAAAUGUGGGCGAAACUUUGACGAUGCAAAAUGUGAUAAUUCAAUGUGUUGGAGAAACAACGGACGAAUCUGGAAGUUUUAUUUUCAGAGAUUUUAGUCUGACUGACGUUAAAAAUAACACUGAAUGGAACUUGAAACACAUCCAGUAUGUGGCAUGGCCAGAUCAUGGAGUACCCGAUUCUCCCGCACUUUUUCUCAGUUUUACGGAAAAAGUGCGAGAGGCCCGUAAAGGGGAUGCCCCUGUUGUGGUCCACUGUAGUGCAGGGAUUGGUCGAACUGGUGUCCUGGUUCUCAUGGAGACGGCCUUGUGCUUAAUUGAGGCCGGGGAACCAGUGUACCCCCUUGAAAUUGUCAAAACGAUGAGAGAGCAACGAGCAAUGAUGAUACAAAAUGCUAGUCAAUAUCGGUUCGUUUGCGAAAGUGUUCACACAGCUUAUUUGCAAACAAUUGGUGACGAAGCGAAGCUUUUUAGGUGAGAAGGUUUUGUUUAGGACAGCCAGGGUGUUCAACUAAUCCGUCGUGAGGUAAUGUGAUUGUUUUUCAUUGAACCGGCGGUGCCUUGAGGCAAUUAUUUUUUUCAUUAACAAAUACUCACAUCACGAAUUUGAUUCGCUGCAGUUUGAUUUUUCCUUGUUUUCGGGGAUUGUUAGUGCUUUAGCACAGCCUACUUGAUGGAUAGGGACACUUAAUUAAUUAUGUGACGCUCACUAUCGAAGAGGCUGUGGCUUGUGGUUAUUAGGCAGUUAUUAAUCGUACUAAGAUGAAGACAUUAAAGGCUGAUUUUUUCUAUGUAAAUUAAUAUUGUCCCGUAUUAGAUGAAUUGUAAAGGAUAGAAAAAUAUUUGAAGAGUGUUCGUGUUCAUCACUUUAAAAACUGUGUUUUCCUUUUGUUUAACAAACUAAUUACGAUUUUUUUCUAAAAAAAAAGUACAAAAAGCACUUGUAUUUAUUUUAAUUAUGUAGGUUUUUUAUUUUAUCGUUUAAUACAAAAGGAUUCCUUAUACAUAUUUAAUCUAUAGACAUAAUGUAAUUAUGUAAUUUUUAAAAAUUUACAAAAAAUUAAUAUAUUUGUCAAUUUCA